AUGUUGAAAGUUAUCUUGUGUUUAUCGUUGGUGAGUUCAACUUGGUGUUUAACACCGGAAUUGAACGAAGAAUGGGAACAAUUCAAAGCAGAUUACGUUAGAGAUUACAAAUCGGAUUUAGAAGAAAGAGAGAGAAGAGAAAUUUGGGAAGCCAAUUAUGAUUAUAUCAAUGAACAUAAUAAACUAGCAGAUUCUGGUCAUCAUACUUUCUGGUUGGGUGUUAACAAAUUUGCAGAUAUGACUAAUGAGGAAUUCAGAAAAGUUCAUAACACAUACCGGAAAACAGUUCAUAAACUAACGGAAUCUAUUUCCAAUAGGAGGGCAGAUAUCACAGAACUUCCUACAGAAGUUGAUUGGAGAAAGAAAGGAUAUGUCGGACCAGUUCCUAAUGAGGGACAAUGUGGUGCUUGUUGGGCAUUUUCCGCACUUGGUGCCCUCGAAGGUCAACAUUUCAAGAAAACAGGAAAGUUGGUUACUUUAUCAGCACAGAAUCUUAUGGAUUGUUCACAAAAAGAAGGUAAUUACGGCUGUGAAGGAGGUUUAAUGGAUUCAGCAUUUUUAUACAUAAAGAAAAAUAAUGGAGUAGAUACAGAAGUGUCUUAUCCUUAUAAAGCUAUGAACGGUAAAUGCCAAUUCAAAAGAGCUGACGUUGGUGCUACAUUAUCCCGUUAUGUUGAUAUACCAAAAGGAAACGAGCAGGCUCUACAGAAGUCAAUAGCGGAAGUUGGUCCUAUCAGCACAGCUAUUGAUGCGUCCAACCCAUCGUUUCAGUUUUAUACUAAAGGUGUUUACUAUGAACCAAAUUGCAAAAGUGACCAGUUAGAUCAUGCAAAUGUAGCAACUGGUUAUGGUGUUUAUAAUAAUACUGAAUACUAUAUGGUUAGAGAAGUAUUUGGAUUAGACUAUGGUAUGAAUGGGUAUAUAAUGAUGUCUAGAAAUAGGAACAAUAAUUGUGGUAUAGCUACAGCUAGUAGUUACCCUAUUGUUUGA
Molecule: messenger RNA, 990 nt
Organism: Lottia gigantea (owl limpet)
Lineage: Eukaryota; Metazoa; Mollusca; Gastropoda; Lottiidae
Exons: 7
Coding region: 1-990 (329 amino acids)
Cellular component (GO): lysosome
Molecular function (GO): cysteine-type endopeptidase activity
Source: RefSeq, a predicted model, not a curated record